AUGCAGAGCAUGCAAAGAAAGUUUGGUCGAAUGACCACCAAGCGCACAGCUGACGAUAGUCAAGUCGCUGUGCUCUUGAAAGAUUUCGAGGAUGCCGAUAAUCUCUUGACCAAGAUCAUCGAAUCCACCAACGCCUGGCGCGAUGCCUGGGGCUCCAUUGCCACCUUUCAAAGUCGUGUAGCUGACGAGUUCGAUGGCCUAUACGCGCCUAUCGCGAGCUCCUCGGAGACCCCGACCCAAAGACAAUCGUACAAUACACCACCGGCUAUCCUUGCCCGCACCAAUCGAUUGCGCCGCGACUAUGAUGAAUUGCGCACCGACAUGGUGCAAGAGCUUACCGAAGUCGAUUCGAGAAUGAUCCGCCCUGCGACCUCGGCAAAAGACUACCUCGUUCCAGUGAAGAAGACUAUUAAAAAGCGGAAUGAUAAAAAGACCGACUUCGAACGUUAUCAGAGCAAGGUCGAUUCCCUCAUUCAUAAAACAAAGCGAACGGAACGGGACAAUGCCAACCUCGCAAAAGCAGAGGCCGAUAUGGCGACUGCUAAAGAUAUCUAUCGCAUGGCAGAUGAAGAUCUCUGCCAACGACUACCAACCCUGGUCUCCCUUCUCUUCUCUUUAGUCCCAUUUCUCAUCGACGCCCAGAUCGAGAUUCAACACCGCAUGCUAGCACUCUAUUACACCGUUCUCCACGCCUACUGCGAACAAGAAGGCUUCCCCUCCCCACCCCCGCCCAUGGACCACAUCGUCCAAGACUGGGAAAUAGCCCACAAGCCUCCCCAAGGCGACGUGGAAAGUCUCGCCAUCAUAGCCCACGGCAAAUCCAUCCGCCAAUCUAAUGAAACCGAAGAAGGACGAGGCAAACGGCCCUCCUUCGGCGGCCGAAGCUUCACAGGCCUCUCCGUCUCUUCAAAAGCCAGUAUCAGCAACCUCCGCGGCCGCAGCAAGUCCCCCGCCCCACCAAUGCCACCAAACAUAUCCAACAAGCCCAAACCCUACGGCUACGAGAACUCCCGCCCCGUUUCCCCCUCCUCGUCCGUCGCAACCUUCACCCCAAGUCUCUCCGCCGUGUCGGCCGUCAGCUCCGCAAGCACAGCUCUUACAUCGGGCAGUGGCUACUUCACCCCACCAGCAGUGCCCUCGGAGCCAUUGCCCGUGCCCAGCCACUCGUACAAGCGCUCCCCCAGCCCCAUGCCCGCUAAACCGCCGAAGCCGACGGGAAUCCAGUUCGCACCGGCCGGUCCCAAGAUCGAUCAUCAUCAGGCAUUUGUUUCGCCUUUGCCUGCGGUUGCGGAUCCAUUGGCUAGUCUGGCAGGAAAGAAGAAGCGGCCUCCACCUCCGCCACCGGCCAGGCCGGCGAAGCCACCGCGUCCCACUACAACAUUCAUGACGGCGUUGUAUGACUUUGGGGGUCAGGGACCGGAUGAUUUGGCUUUCCGAGAGGGAGAUCGGAUUAAGCUUGUGAGGAAGACGGGUAGUACUGAUGAUUGGUGGGAAGGUGAUUUAAAUGGCGUUCAAGGGUUUUUCCCAGCAAACUAUGUCAAGUGA
Penicillium verhagenii is the source of this 1545-nucleotide messenger RNA. Its product is annotated as BAR and SH3 domain-containing protein. Gene Ontology annotation, molecular function: protein binding; lipid binding. The record is from RefSeq and is a predicted model, not a curated record. Gene Ontology annotation, biological process: endocytosis; plasma membrane tubulation; actin cortical patch localization. The transcript has 4 exons. NCBI's taxonomy places the organism in Eukaryota, Fungi, Ascomycota, Eurotiomycetes, Eurotiales, Aspergillaceae. Gene Ontology annotation, cellular component: actin cortical patch; medial cortex; Rvs161p-Rvs167p complex. Bases 1 to 1545 code for a protein of 514 amino acids.